Dermacentor silvarum is the source of this 1118-nucleotide messenger RNA. RefSeq names its product ER membrane protein complex subunit 6-like (gene EMC6). Gene Ontology annotation, cellular component: EMC complex; membrane; endoplasmic reticulum. The record is from RefSeq and is a predicted model, not a curated record. Gene Ontology annotation, biological process: autophagosome assembly; protein folding in endoplasmic reticulum. Lineage: Eukaryota; Metazoa; Arthropoda; Arachnida; Ixodida; Ixodidae.
GUGAUUCAUGAUUACUUCCGUUCUGUGCGUGCAGCGGUCGUCAGCUUAGCAGCUCACGCGGGGUAAACCAGUCGCAAAGGCAAGAUUUCUCGAUUUUUUUUUGUUUGUUCUCCAGCCUUCUGAAACUGAACCGCACUAUCGAUUACAACUUGCGCUUGGGACGAUUCAUUGAAGACUGAAACCACUCCAGCAGCGCUGUGUGUGUGUGAGGUGGGCCUCAAGUGGAAUCGCGGUGAGCCGAUUCAUCAGCAAACAGGAUGGCGGAAUACAGCCGCAAGGUUCGCUCGAAGAAGGAAAAAUCAGGCGAGACGAUCGCGUACAGCGAAGCUGCCAUGCGGCACAACGGCGCCGUGCUCGAGUACUGCCGCACAUCGCUCGCCGCAUUGUCCGGUUGCACGGCGGGCAUACUGGGUCUGACGGGCCUCUGGGGUUUCCUCUUCUACUUCGCCACCUGGCUGGCGCUGUGGCUCAUGCUGGUGCUCCGCACGAUGAACACCUGGCACCGUUUCCUGCGCAGCCGUACCACAUUCCUCACGACAGGGCUGUUCGGUGGCCUCUUCACCUAUGUUCUCUUCUGGACUUUCUUCUACGGCAUCGUUCACGUCUACUAACGAGUCUGUGCGGCCACCUGGAAUGAAAUGUGAUGCUCUUUGCGGAAGUCGUCGAAGUCUGUCGCGACAGCAGCUGCGUUCCCCUUAGCCUGUGUGGCGUGCCGGAUGGUAGCACAGCAGGUGCUGUGGUGAUGCAGCACCUAGGUGGCACUGGCGGGACGCUUUAACCACACGCGUUGACGCUGUAGCGUCGAUUGUGUGGCCUGUGUACACGGCCAAUGCGCGAUCAUGGUGGCUCAUUUGUUGAGCUCGCGUUGCGUACUGCCCCCACUUUACGAGGCAGACUGAGACAGCGACAAAUGGUCCUUUGAAGCGCCACUUCGUAACAGCUACCAGCUUUAUCAUUUUUCUUCAAGUCUGUUUACAUGUGCUGCACCUUUAUCAACAUGUUAGUGUUGCAGUAUUGCACGUGUGCGCUUUGCCGAAAUGGUUUCUUCUUAGUGUUGCUUAGCUGGUGUUGUUUAUACACAUUGUCCGGUGGAUUGCAUUAAAGAUGUUUGGCUUGUA